This is a messenger RNA of Scatophagus argus, 2498 nucleotides long. Its product is annotated as B-cell receptor CD22-like. The record is from RefSeq and is a predicted model, not a curated record. The transcript has 12 exons. Bases 1 to 2202 code for a protein of 733 amino acids. NCBI's taxonomy places the organism in Eukaryota, Metazoa, Chordata, Actinopteri, Scatophagidae.
AUGAAUGGCCUGAACACCACCGUUGAGAGAACAUUCUGGCAUACUUUAUCACAGGGUAACAAACCUGUGGAUCUGAGAGCAGACCCACAGUAUUCAGGUCGUGUACAGUACAGGUGUGAUAAGAAGAGCUGCACUCUGAGAAUCACAGACCUGAGAGAGAGCGACUCAGCUGAGUACAAGUUCAGGUUCAUAACAAACCAACAUCACGGGGAAUAUUCUGGUUCACCUGGAGUCACUCUGACUGUCACAGGUUUGCAAGCAUCAACAGGAUGCAGAUAUAGAAGCUGUUCACUGUCACAGCUGAAGUGUCAGAGCAGUUGUCGUCUACCUGAUCAUUCUUCCUACGUCUGGUACAAAAAUGGAGAGAAAAUUCAAACAUAUCUUUAUUUUUCAGUCGACUUUGAUUAUGCAGACAGUAUUUCCUGUGCUGUAGCAGGACAUGAGGAUUCCCCCUCUCCUCCAGUGUGUGUUCGUAGUCAAUCCUGCAACAAAGUGACGUACGCUGACAGACGCAUCUGUGCCUUCAAAGGCUCAUCAGUGGACAUUUCUUGCACUUACAACAGAUACAACAGAUACAUCAGGUCUAAACUGUGGUUCAGUCCUGGACGUAGUCUCCAGUGGCAGAGUCCCUCACAGCUGGACUCUCAGCAUCGUGUUCAGGUCCUUGAUGAAGGUGGACGACGCUCCACUCUGAGAAUCAGUGACCUGAGAGAGAGCGACUCAGCUGAGUAUCGCUUCACAUUCACAGCAGGAAGCUUUGAAUGGGGGAGGAGUUUACCUGCUACAACUCUGACUGUCACAGAUCCAGAUUUACAGGUGCAGGUGAUCUGGUCUCUCACUGGUCCAAAGCUGGUUUGUCACAGCAGCUGUCUUACUAAUCGUUCUUCCUUCAUUUGGUAUGAGAAUGGAAAGGAAAUUCGAGAAGCAACUUCUCCAUCUUACAGAGGACACGUCGAUCCUGCAAACAACUAUUCCUGUGGUUACAAGAAUUACCGCUCUCUUCCAGUGUAUGUUCCAACGAUUCCCAUCGUGUCAAAGAGCCCCCCUGGAGACAUUAUGAAGAACAGUUCAGUGUCUCUGACCUGUACAAGUGAAGCUAAUCCAGUCCCUAAAUAUUACUGGUACAAGAACAAUCAAACACUACUCAGUGAAGAACCACAGCUUGUCCUCAACUUUGUCCAGUCCUCUGACUCUGGAGACUAUUACUGUACAGCUGAGAACGAGCUGGGGAAGAUGAAAUCUGAAUAUAUCUCUGUUAAUGUCAAAUAUGGUCCAGAGACAUCCACUUUGUCAGUCUGUCCCUCUGCUAAGAUAGUGGAGGGCAGUUCAGUGACCCUGAAUUGUAGCAGUGAUGCUAACCCUGCAGCUAAUUACACCUGGUACAAGGACAACCAAACACUGAUUAAAGAACCACAAGAAAUGUAUCAUUUCAUCUCGAUCAGCUCUGAGGACACAGGAAGCUACCACUGCAAGUCUGAGAACCAAUAUGGACAAAUCAACUCUUCAUCCCUCUUCAUAGAUGUCCAGUAUGGUCCAAAGCUUCCCUCUGUGUCAGUGAGUCCCUCUGCUGAGAUAGUGGAGGGCAGUUCAGUGACUCUGAGCUGCAGCAGUGAUGCUAACCCAGCAGCUAAUUACACCUGGUACAAGGAGAAUGAAGACUCACCAAAAGCAUCAGGACAGAACUUCACCAUCACUGACUUCAGAGCUGAACACAGUGGGAAUUAUUACUGUGAAGCCCAGAACAUAAGAGGAAGCCAUAAGAACACCUUACACCUAACUAUUGGGCCAGGUGCAAAGAAAUCAGCAGCUAUAGGAACCACCACUGCCUUUCUCCUGGUUAUCAUAAUCCUUGCUGUUCUUCUAUGGAUGAGAAGAAAUACACAACACUGUGAAGGUGGACAGAAACCCAUUUGCAAAACACAGCUAAACAUGAGUCCAGUGUAUGACAAUACAUCAGCUGUAGCACUGAGACAACCAGCAGAACAGCAGGAUGACCUUCACUACGCCAGCAUCUGCCUCGCUGUGAACCAGGAAGUUGCUCUGUACUCCAACAUCAGCCUGGCUCAUCCCCACAGACAAAUAGAGACAGAAUACAGUACCAUUAAAACUGACAAUGACAGCAGUGCCCUGCGAACAAGACAUCAAAAAGACAGGGGGGAUUCAUUUGCACUGUACAGCACAGUCAACAAAAAUUAUGUGUAGCCACAAUGAGGUUAUUAUUGUUAUUUUGUACUUUGUAUGGUGCACAGGAGAAAAAUCCGGAGUCCAAUUCCUUGUAUGGUCACACGUACUUGGCAAAUAAAGCUGAUUCUGAUUCUGAUUCUAAUACUGCAAAUUCCAGACAAUCAUGGCCAAGUGCAGCAUCAAGGCAGCUGUCAAAAAUGCAAACAUGUGAGGGGGUUGUUUUGGUUCUUCUUGUUCUUGUUUUGUGUGAGCUAACCGAAUUCUUAUCAACUAUGUUGAAAUGGCAAUAAAGUAUCGAAGUUUUUAAUUUGGAA